Molecule: messenger RNA, 2151 nt
Organism: Anolis carolinensis (green anole)
Lineage: Eukaryota; Metazoa; Chordata; Lepidosauria; Squamata; Anolidae
Gene: dkk3
Product: dickkopf WNT signaling pathway inhibitor 3
Exons: 8
Coding region: 245-1300 (351 amino acids)
Biological process (GO): negative regulation of canonical Wnt signaling pathway; multicellular organism development
Cellular component (GO): extracellular region
Molecular function (GO): co-receptor binding; receptor antagonist activity
Source: RefSeq, a predicted model, not a curated record
CCGCCCCCUCCCCGCAUCCCUGGCCGGUGCUGCUUCGUGGCCCGGGCUUGGUCUUCUCCGCGCAGCAGCCAAAGAGCGCAGGAAGAAGUCCUUGCUUUCCGUGGAGGGCCAAGCGAGGCUUGAAGAGACCCCUCUCUCUCUCUCUCUCUCUCCCCGCCCAGCGGUUUGAAGGUGGGUCGCCGCAUCAGGAAGGCGAAGGAGGAAAGAGCCGGCGGAGCAUCCCCGCGGGGACUCUGUUUUGAAGAUGUUCCAAUUUGGCUCAAGACUCCUGUUCCUGCCCAUCCUUCUUGGAGUGGUGAAUGCUGCUCCUGCUUUAGAAGGUGAUGGAGAAGAGCAGCCGAAUGAGGAGAUUGUCGUAACCUUUCCCAGGGAUGAAGCCAGUCUGAAUGAAAUGUUCCGAGAAGUGGAAGAGCUGAUGGAGGAUACUCAGUAUAAGCUGAGCAAUGCCGUCAAAGAGAUGGAGGCAGAGGAAGAAGGCACUAAAAGGCUAACAGAAAUUGAUUUUGAAAAGUUGCCUGCGAACUACCACAAUGAGUCCCACAGAGAUACAAAAAUUGGAAAUAAAACCAUACAUACUCACCAAGAAAUUGAUACGGCAACUAAUGAUAAAACAGGAUCUACAAGCUAUUCAGAAACAGUUAUUACAUCAAUACAAGGAGGAGAUAACAAGAGGAAUCAUGAAUGCAUUAUUGAUGAAGACUGUGUAAAUGGAAAAUACUGUGAAUUCUCAGGUUUAGAAUACAAGUGUCGUGAUUGCAAAAUUGAGCACAAACGUUGUUCACGAGAUGUGGAGUGUUGUGGUCACCAACUCUGUGUCUGGGGAGAAUGCAUGAAAACUGCCUCCAGAGGAGAAAAUGGAACCAUUUGUGAAAACCAGCAUGACUGCAAUCCUGGAAUGUGUUGUGCAUUUUCAAAAGAUCUUCUGUUCCCUGUGUGCACUCCACUAGCUGGAGAGAGAGAGCCUUGCUAUGACCCUUCAAACAUGCUUCUUAACCUUAUUACAUGGGAGCUAGAGCCGGCUGGAGCCCUUGAUCGUUGUCCGUGUUCCCAUGGAUUCAUCUGUCAGAUUCAGAGUCUUAGCAGCGAUUCUCUUUGUGAACGAUCCUUUAACAAGACCCAAAGUGAGGAUGAGAAGCCUUUGGUAGAAGAUGGAAUAUCACUUCUGGAUUUUAUAACUGAAGACAUUCCUGGUGACUAUGAAGCAAGACUAAUCAAAGAAGUGCAGGGAGGUUUGGAGGAAGAGGCAACUGACUCAAAGGAAUUGGAUAUAGCUAGUGACCUUUUUGGAGAUGAAAUGUAAAUUAAUGAAGUAAAUUAAUUUGGCGUUCACACAGCUUUCUCAGCCAAGAUGGUUUAUUGUUUUAGAUCUUCAAACAAGCCACACAUACCACCCCUUUUCUGUGUUGGAUAGAAGUGCAAUAAUUGAGAAUAUAUUUUACAUAGUUAUUGUCCUCUGUCCUCCAUGAUCAGAUGUUUCUUUUUCUUACAAAUCCAAAUUAUGCAUCAAAACAUCAAACAUUUGCUUUGGUUUUUUAACAGAAAAAGACUGGAAUUAUGUAUCAGUUUAAGCUUAACUAAUUACUGAACUAAGUAACAUGUGUCUCAGCACACCAAAACUUGAUAGAGACAUCAUUCAACUAUUCUCAGAUUGUCUGCAGAAUGGCUCUUCUUUUCCCCAUCCAGCUGAUGCCUGGAAAGUAAGUCGGGCGAUCAAGCUAAGAUUGUGGCAAUAUGUUAACAUUUUUGACAAAAUAGUGAUCAAUCUCUGUCGUAACUCCCCGCCUCCAGCCUAGUUAAUGGACAUCAACUGCAUGGAGAGAAAUAGGUCCAUCCCCCUAACAAUCAGAACAUGGUGGCAUUUUUCUUUUAGUCAUUUUUUGGGGGGUGAGCCAGGACAAUUUACCUUCAGUAGUUAAAUGCAAGGUGAUGCAGAAUUCUCACCAAAUUCUUGAGCACUAAGCUUGCUAAUUAAGACAUUAAGUUUAUUUAAGAUUAUUAGUUGUGUUUUGAGCUCAACAUUUUCUGUAUAUAUUGAUUGUUCUUUAAAAAAAAUCUCUGAGAAAGAAUUUUGAUUUUCUGUUUAUGACUGGACAUGUUUUUCUAAUUACGUAUUCUUUUCCCUUAAAAUAUAAUCUGUGGACUUGCAAUAAA